This is a messenger RNA of Leptinotarsa decemlineata (Colorado potato beetle), 1241 nucleotides long. RefSeq lists its product as uncharacterized. Gene Ontology annotation, molecular function: protein binding. The record is from RefSeq and is a predicted model, not a curated record. NCBI's taxonomy places the organism in Eukaryota, Metazoa, Arthropoda, Insecta, Coleoptera, Chrysomelidae. Gene Ontology annotation, cellular component: extracellular matrix.
AUCUGAUUGUCUGUCACUUGAUAAGACGGUAGAAGUAAUUUUCUCUAGCGCAGAAGAAGGAACUAAUCCAUGAUUAGUCCACGAGUGAAUUUAGUGUUGUGUUUAUGAAGCUUCGUUCAGUCGCAAUGUCGAAACUAAUAUUCAUGUGUUUGUUUAUAUGUUUUCAAUCAGUAGUGAGUGAAAUUUGUUCGAACUCCAGCGAAAUUCAGUGUUUCUGCAACCAAGUGACAGAUUGGGAAACGGGUCUGCCCCAAGUCAGAGCCGACUGUUCUGUAAUGAAUAUUGAAAGCAUCCCUGACCGAAUCGAGAGCGAUCUCAACUUUCUGGAUCUCACCGGAAAUAACAUCCGAGUUUUGGACCCGAAACUCCAGAAACUUUCCAGUUCAAACUUGAACGUAUUGAUUCUGAAACUGAAUCAAAUCAGCAAGGUAGACAGCGAGUUUUUCCUAGCACUCCCAAAUCUUUCCGAACUAGACCUGAGCGAUAAUUACAUCACCUCACUCGAUCACCAGAUCUUUCAGAAUCAAAACAACCUUCACAGAUUGGAUCUGAGUUACAACAGAAUCGAAACACUGCCAGAUAAGAUAUUUCAGUCGAUGGGUAAAUUGAGAGAUCUCGAUUUGAGUUACAACCACCUUGGAAAUACUCUCAGAAGGGCAGGAACUUUCACAGGCCGUUUAGGGGUGACACCUAACCUCACUCAUCUAGGUUUGAAUGGUUUGAAUAUCACAGUGCUACCAAGCGACGCCUUCGAUGGAUUCAAGAAGCUGGUUUCCUUGCAUUUAGCCGACAAUAACUUUACGGAUAUACCAAAUGUUCCGUAUUCUCUUGAGAAACUUGAUUUGUCUCUCAACAGAUUCACUUACCUCUCCGCGAAAUACCUAAACUAUCCUUCCCUCAAAACACUUGAGCUCAACGGACUGCCGUUCCUGAGGAGCAUUCACCAUUACGCCUUUUACAACCUUUACGCUCUGGAAAAGUUGACUAUAAGGUAUUGCCCCAAUCUGGAGGAAUUCAGUGAGCUUGCCUUUGAUGUGGUUUCCAAGGAUACCAGCCACAAACAUUUCAAAUUCCUUUCUCUUGAGGGUAACGGGCUCAGAACGCUCAACGCGUCUUACAAAGCUUUCUUCCGACAAAUGAAUCAUGUUGACUUGAGACACAACCCUUGGAGGUGCGACUGCGAUAUUCUCUGGAUUCAGGAAUUCUCAACAAUUCUUUACAAGCAGGACGAAAUUAGGUGA